AUGACAUCGUACUUCAGCAGCAAGGGGCCAGCAAGGGCAUCUGCAAAAAGGGGAUGUUCUAGUCUUGCAGAUCUCAGCCUUGACCUCAAUGAUGAGGAUGCGCGAUCUCAGCUGCAAAAUUUGCCAGUGAAAAAUAAGGAAGCCAAGCAGGCGCUCUUUGCAAAGUAUGUCAGGGACUUUCCGAAGUGGCUCCUGCCUCUGAGGGAGGGCUACAGUCUGCUCUUCUAUGGGCUGGGCAGCAAGAGGGCUCUGCUGGAGAAGUUUGCCCAAAAGGAGCUGCUGGAUGGUGGUGUGGUGGUCUUCAAUGGCUUCAGGCCUACACUCAAACUCAGGGAGAUCCUCUCUACAGUGGCCGCCCACAUGACGGAUUGUGAGCGCAGGGGCGGCGAUAAUCACGCGAUCCUGGAGCAGAUACGCAGUGCGCCAGCGGACGGCGGGAUUUUGUACAUUGUCCUGCACAACAUCGAUGGCCCAGGACUGAGGGGGAGGGAGACGCAGGAGAUGCUGAGCGAGCUGUCGAGGUGUCCUGCGAUCCGGCUGGUGGCCUCAGUGGACCACGUCAACAGCUGCCUGCUGUGGGACAAGCGCACCGCUGCACAAUUCAAUUGGCUCCACUUUGACGUGACCACCUAUGCUCCCUACACAGUGGAGGCUCGCGAGAUGCCCUCUCUUCUGAUCGGCCGCAGGGAGACUGUGAGGAGCUCCAAUGCAGCCACAGUGCUACGAACGCUGGUGCCACAGGCGCGGGCCAUCUUUCGUCUGCUGGCUGAGCACCAGAUGGAGGAUAGAGAUGAGGGCGAAGAGGAAGGUCAGUCCACCCUGUUCCGGAUGAGCAGGGAGCGCUUGCUGGUGGCCAAUGAUGCAGCGCUCAGGGGACACCUCACAGAGUUCAAGGACCACGACCUGCUGCAGACCAGGCGCGGGCAAGAUGGCUCGGAUCUGCUCGUCAUACCGAUUGAGGCGCAGACACUCCUUCAAGUGCUGGAAGAUGUGGAUGCGCCGACAUGA
This is a messenger RNA of Coccomyxa subellipsoidea C-169, 1008 nucleotides long. Its product is annotated as origin recognition complex subunit 2. Bases 1 to 1008 code for a protein of 335 amino acids. The record is from RefSeq and is a predicted model, not a curated record. Gene Ontology annotation, biological process: DNA replication. Gene Ontology annotation, cellular component: nuclear origin of replication recognition complex; nucleus. The transcript is spliced from 7 exons. Gene Ontology annotation, molecular function: DNA replication origin binding. NCBI's taxonomy places the organism in Eukaryota, Viridiplantae, Chlorophyta, Trebouxiophyceae, Coccomyxaceae.